CGCGCUGGCUUCUAACGCGCAUGCGCAGUCCUCGCUGCAGUUCACUGCGUUUCCGUAGCCAGCUCGCUACCCGCUGAGCGCUGGCUGGUGAGAGACAGCUCGCCGAAACGAUUGAUCCCGACCGAAUAACGUCAACGCUGGGCUCCUAAAUGGCGGAUUGACACAGCGUCGCGUCUGUAGAGGGGGCAACAAAAUGAAGAAGUUUAACAUAAGGAAGGUGCUGGACGGCUUGACAGCGGCGUCUUCCUCCUCCUCCUCCUCCUCCAACACCGCUCAGCCGGGUACUCCCAGGGAAAACGAGGUGGUCCAGGAGACUCUCCAGUCGGAACAUUUUCAGCUGUGCAAGACUGUGCGUCAUGGCUUCCCAUACCAACCAUGCUCGAUGGCUUUUGACCCCGUGCAGAAAAUCCUGGCCGUCGGGACUCAGACCGGAGCUUUGAGGCUGUUCGGCGGUGCGGGUGUGGAGUGCUACUGUCAGCAUGAGAGCGGUUCUGCUGUCAUCCAGCUCCAGUUCCUCGUCAACGAGGGGGCGCUGGUGAGUGCCUUAGCUGAUGACAGCAUCCAUCUGUGGAACCUGAGGCAAAAGAUCCCGGCAAUCCUGCAUUCUCUCAAGUUUAACCGGGAGAGAAUCACAUACUGCCACCUGCCCUUCCAGAGCAAAUGGCUGUACAUCGGCUCGGAGCGAGGAAACAUCCACAUCGUCAACGUGGAGUCCUUCACCCUCUCAGGCUAUGUUAUUAUGUGGAACAAAGCCAUCGAAUUAUCCUCCAAGACACACCCAGGGCCGGUUGUGCACAUUAGUGACAACCCCAUGGACGAGGGCAAGCUUCUCAUCGGAUUCGAGUGUGGGGUGGUGGUGUUGUGGGAUUUAAAAUCCAAGAAAGCUGACUUCCGCUACAGUUACGAUGAGGCGAUCCACUCGGUUGCUUGGCACCACGAGGGGAAGCAGUUUGUCUGCAGCCACUCUGAUGGCACUCUGACCACGUGGAAUAUACGAGUCCCAGCCAAGCCUGCACAGAUCAUCACGCCACAUGGAAAACAGCCUAAGGAUGGAAAAAAGCCAGAGCCAUGCAAGCCUAUCCUGAAAGUGGAGUACAAAACUACAAGAGCUGGGGAUCCGUUCAUGGUCCUGUCUGGAGGCCUGUCGUACGACACGGUGGGGAGGAGAGCCUGUCUGACCGUGAUGCACGGAAAGAGCACUGCCGUCCUGGAGAUGGACUAUCCCAUUGUAGAUUUCCUAACACUCUGCGAAACUCCAUAUCCAAGUGACUUCCAGGAGCCGUACGCUGUGGUGGUCCUCCUGGAGAAGGAUUUAGUUGUAAUAGAUCUCGGACAGAUUGGGUAUCCAAUAUUUGAGAGCCCCUAUCCUCUUGCUAUCCACGAGUCACCGGUGACGUGUUGCGAGUAUUUUGCUGACUGCCCCUCUGAACUCAUUCCUGCACUUUACUCUGUCGGCAGCCGGCAGAAACGACAAGGCUACAGCAAGAAGGAAUGGCCCAUUAGUGGUGGAAACUGGGGCCAAGGCUCACAGACUUACCCAGAGAUUAUCAUCACAGGACAUGCUGACGGAUCAAUCAAAUUUUGGGAUGCUUCUGGAUUAAUGCUCCAAGUGCUGUACAAGCUGAAGACUGCCAAGGUGUUUGAGAGGGCCCGAGGUAAGGAGGAGAAGCCGAACACCGACAUCGUGGACGAAGACCCGUUCGCCAUCCAGACCUUGUUCUGGUGUCCGGAGAGCAGGAUGCUCUGCGUGGCUGGAGUUUCUGCUCACGUCAUCAUCUACAGGUUCAGCAAACAGGAAGUCACCACCGAAGCUGUUCAGCUGCUUGAGGUACGGAUGCAGUGCGAGUUUAGCGAGGUAGACUCCCCGGAUCUGGGAGGAGAGCAGACCCCCACCCAGCCAGCCUCCGCAGCUCCCUCCAGCCCUCAGGAGACCGAGCCUCCAAAUCAGCUCUCUGCAGGCACCAACUCCUCUGAAGGACCCAGAGACAAUAUACCAUGCCUACAGGUGCGGAGCUCCCCGCUGAAGCAGUCUCCGGGCUACCAGGUGGAGCUGGUGGUCCAGCUGGUGUGGGUGAGUGGGGAGCCGCCUCAGCAGAUCACCAGCCUGGCAGUCAACUCCUCCUCUGGCCUUGUGGUGUUCGGAAACAGUAAUGGUCUGGCUGUAGUGGACUACGAACAGAAGACCCUCCUCCUCAACCUGGCCAUUUCGGAGCUGUACAGCCCAUCGGACCACUAUCAGAAGCAGCCCUGCUCCCCGCGCAAACCACGACAGCCUUCUGGAGACAUUCCAACUGCUACGUCUCACAUGUCCAGACUUUCUAACUUGUAUUCUCAGUCUGUGAAAAAACUGCGCUCCUCUCACUUCAGACUUUGCGAUUCCAAUGACGGGUCUAACAAUGCAGAGGACCGAUGCAAAUCACCCACGUCAGGAUCUACCUCACCAUGCAAUUCAGAUGAUGAGCGAAAACAGAACUUCAUAGAGAAGGUGAAGCUCAAAAGCAGACGCUUUUCCAAGACGGUUGCCAAUGACUUUGCCAAGAUGUCACGGAAAAUUAGCUCGUCUGGUGAGCAAAAGCCAGAGCUGGAGGAGAGGUCCCAGCGGUGGUCCCCUCGGUCGUGUAAAAAGCACUUUUGUAGUGUGACAAAUGGCAAGAUGGCAGCCAGGAUCACCCAGAAGUUGCAUAUACAUAGAACUAAGUCAGACCCCAACAGAUAUGGAAAGGACAACGCAUUCACGCGCUCACGUAGCUCAAGUGUAACCAGCAUAGACAGAGAAUCCCGAGAGGUCAUCUCCUCCUUUUACUUCUGUGAGAGUUUCCCCAGGAAGUCCGACAGCCUGAUCAGCCCCUGUCUGUUGGUGGGGACCACCCAGGGCUCUGUGAUGAUGGCGGCUCUCAGCCCGCCGCCAGGCGCCGACCACAAGCCCCAGCAGCCAGUCAGCUUUGCCUCCUGUGGCACCCUGGUCAGCCUCAAAGGAGGCAUCCUGACCAUGGCCCUGCUGGACGCUGCUGGAACUCUGCUGCCCCCUUCCUACGAGCCGUGGUACGACCCAAACGCCUCGGACGAAGAGAAGGAGAAAGAGAAGGUCCGGAGGCGAAGGCCGGCCACCCCUCCGUCUUCACAGGAAGGCCAGGACACUCAGUUUGCUGUUCUGUGUUCAGAGAAGCAGGCCAAGGUGGUGGCCAUGCCCUCCCAUACCAGCAUCUACAAACACAACAUCACAGAGAGCUCUUUUGUGCUGCGCGCCGAUGUGGUGCAGAUGGCCGGGUCUUACUGCCUCGCCUGUUUCUGUGCCAACGGUCACAUUAUGACUCUGAGUUUGCCCAGCCUGCGACCUCUGCUGGACGUGAACUACCUGCCGCUCACAGACAUGCGGAUAGCCAGAACGUUUUGCUUCUCUAACCUGGGCCAGGCUCUCUACAUGACCUCCCCCACUGAGAUCCAGAGGAUUACCUACAGCCAGGAGACUUGUGACAACCUUCAGGAAAUGCUCAGUGAGUUAUUUACCCCCGUGGAGACGCCGGAGGCUCCAAACAGAGGCUUUUUCAAAGGCCUUUUUGGCGGAGGAGCUCAGUCUCUGGACAGGGAAGACCUCUUCGGCGAAACGGCGUCUGGUAAGGCGUCUCGCAGCCUGGCCCAGCACAUCCCAGGCCCGGGCAGCAUGGAGGGCAUGAAGGGAGCGGCCUCCGGCGUGGUGGGCGACCUCGCCCGCGCCAGGGUGGCGCUGGACGAGAGAGGGCAGAAACUGGGAGAACUGGACGAGAGGACGGCAGCCAUGAUGGCCAGCGCAGACUCCUUCUCAAAACACGCCCACAACAUGAUGGUGAAGUACAGAGAUAAAAAGUGGUACCAGCUCUGAUGACAGCGGGGCGAGCUAUGGACUCUGUUAUCAUGCACACCAGUAUCACCGGGGGAGCUGACGUUCCUUCUCUUCUGCUUUUUUCCAUGGGGGGGGGUUGCUCCACUCAACACAAUCAUGCUCGUUCUCUCAGCACAAUAUCCUCACCCUCCAUUCCUCCAGUCAACAGAGAUGAGGAGUAAACUCGUUGCAACCAAAAGCUCUCUUCCUCCGUUCCACCUGAGAGCAAUAGAUCAGUCUACAGUCCUGCAGAGAUGGAGCCCUUCACAUCCGCCAUUGAAAACGUCUCACACACACACACACACACACACACACACACACACACACACACAUACAGACAUAUGUUGCUGUUCAAAUGAAGAAGGAAGGACAAUUCUGCAGAAAUAAUGUACUCGGGCUGGCCUGGCUGCACUUUUUUGUUUUUCCUUUCUAAGCCCUUUAUGGUGUCUGCCAAACACAGUGAACCUAAACGAGGAGAAAAGUCUGAUCCUACGACACGAAUCAAGUGCGGGAAUGCGUGACGGUUCCUUCAGGAGUGAUUGUGACGGACUUCUGUUCUGAACCCUGCUUUUUCUUCCUUCUCUUCCUUUUGACCAUAAUUAUCUAUAUUUUUUUUGUUCAUCUAGAACGGGCCUUUAAGCACUUAGAUUAGUAAAACAGAAAUUGGAUGAAGAAAUUAGGAAUCUGUUGCCUCUUACCUGAACAAGGGCUGGUAGUUCAGUAGUUUGUCUCCAACCUUUUUACAGCUGCCAAGUCGCUUUUGGCGAGAAUGUUUUCUGAGUCACUUUGGUUUUUACUUAAGAUAUAGACGUAUUUUGGCAUUGUAGAUUACAAAGGACGGUCAUGUGUCGGGCAUUAAAAGGUGAAUGAGCAAAAAAAAAGUGCUAAAAAUGUUUACCCCCCGAUGAAGCGUUUACAUUGUUCUCUCUAACUAAUGGGUUGUUACACUGGAAACCUCGUGAGGGUCUUACGCUCUCUGGCUUUAAAGGGGGUGUUUUAGUCAGGUCAUGUGCUGACAGGCCAAACAAAGAUUGUCAUGGGCUUAAUAGGGAUGAACAUGUAUGUUGCUUGGACUUUUUCCAGGAUAAAAAUCAAACUUAUUUUUGAAUCCUGUUGUAGCUGAAGUAGAUUUUCGUCUUGUAUGUCGACGCACACGGAGGAAGAGGCGCUGUAACGUCUCUUACAGCACAGUGGAAGUGAUGAUGUCCGUAUCCGUAGCUGCCGGUAGACAUGACCGAGCACAGCGAAGUGCUGCACACAGUGCCACAGCUCGUCUCUUUAUGAACUGCUCUUUUACGCGCGGUCUCUCUCUUUUUUGUUUGUUUGUUUUGUUUGCCUUUGCCUCACGCUAACCUCUAGCUAUACGUGUGCUUCUGUAACUUGCAGAAGCAUUCAUCCCUCGUGAGCUGUUUCAUAUCCGUUAACACAAAGCGGUGCAUAAUUGUGAAGUGGUGAGGGAAAAUUAUACAUGUUUUUUUUCACUUUUUUUUUUUUUUUUUUCAAACAAAAAUCUGUUAAUUGUGGCAUGCGUUGAUUUCCGGCCCCCACCGGACCCACACCCAACAAUCACAGGUUUGCGCGUCUAGAGAUUGAAACUGUCGCCCGUUUAAAAUUGAUGUUUAUAUCCAUUCUGACAAUGAUGAAGUUUUAAAGGCUGCACGCCUUGGGUCAUCAUCACCCUUCGCCACAGUUUGAAGUCUUUUUUUCGGCCUCCAUCCAGCUACCAGCUCCCAUGUCUGCGGCGAAGACGGGAAUGCCCACAGCAUGACGCUCCCACUGCCAUGUUUCAAUGUUGACAUGGUGCAUUUAGGGUGACGUGCAAUGUUAGUUUUUUUGUCUCCAGCGUUCUGUGAGACGUUUAAAGCUCAGGACAUUAUUUCAUAACCCACCUCUGCUUUGACCUUCUCCACAACUGUGUCCCAGACCUGCCUGCUGAGGUCCCUGUUCACUAAUGUUCUCCUUCACAGAGCAGCUGUAUUUAAUCUGCACACAAUUGCACUCUUAUUUGCACAUUAGCUGACUUAGGUUGCGCUUUUCAUUCAGAGGCAUCAGAGGAAACGGGGGCUGAACAGACAUGCAUGCCACAGUUGUUGGAUUUUUGUUUAUUUUUUUACAAGUGAAAAAGAGUUAAAAACCACGUAUGACAAAAUCCCAACAAAAUAUGGUUAUUGAAGACGCUGAGGUUUUCGGUUUUAACAAAGUACAAAAAGACAGUUCUGAGGGUUCUGAAUACGGUGGCUAAGCGCCGUAUAGGUGCUUGUGUACAUGCGUACAUCAGAUGUUCAGAGGUUUUAUUCAUUAUGCUAGAGUGUUUUUCAAACAGGGUUAGAUCUUCUUGUUCCCUUUCUAAGCUGCAAGGAUCUGCUGCUGGCUGUGUUAAUAUAGGAGCGGCUUUUUGUUUUGCAAGGAGAAGGUAGACUCUGUCAGGCCGGAUUGCCGCCACAGCAGGACGGUUUGACACGAAUCUGACCGUGCAGGCUUAGGCAACGUGACCCACUGUACGCUAAUGUUCUUUUCUGACACCAAAGAGUUUCCCUUAUUUCCCAAAGUUUUUAUUUAUUUGUGUUUUGCCCUCCAAAAUGGUAAGAGCAUAUUUUGUCAAAGUCUACUGUGUACUUGAAGGAGAGCACAUUUGACUUUUUUUUUUUUUCUUUUCUGAGCGUUACACUUUUCACACCGUCGCAACCUGCUUUUUCUGGUCUGAAAAGACGAGCGGCGCGAGUCGGAAGAGUUUCAUUCCGAGCUGAGAUAUCCACCGGAGAAAAGCCAGCACGAUCGAGUGGUAAAGAAAACCGACUGAUGCUAGAAAGUAAAAGCUGCGAGCUCAGUCACCAAAUGUCUUCGCCCACGGUGGAUACGCAGCAGCUUUGAAUGAAACCCUUCACUUUUAGACAGCUGAUUUUGAUCUACUCCACUCUAUACUACUGAGAUAAACCCACGUGGAAGAGCAAAAUGUGUGGGUUUUGCACUAUUUUUUGUACUUUGUAAAAUUUUGUUAUGAUUUUUAAUGUGUUUCCUGUGUCCCAUUGUUCUUAGUUCUUUGAAGGACCAAAACAUCAGAUAACCUGUGCUUAUUUAUGCCACUUGCUGAUUAUGAUGAUUUCUUCAUUCUCAGAUUUGUUUUCCAUGUCAGAUUAAAGAAACUAUAAAAAUAUUUAUAUUUGAAAAGAAAAUAUAUCUAUAAAUAUAUACAAUAACAACAAUCUAUUAAAAUAAGUACCUUUAUGUAAUUUUGAGAUAGAGGAAUUGACAUUUAUGUCCAUCAAGUAGCUCUUCAUAACUCGCCGUCAUUCAGACAUGGCAGUAAACAUUCUGCUGUAUGUAUCCUAGUGCUCCUCAGAUUUUAAAGCUUUGCUACUGCGGCAGGAUCACCUCCUCCUGCUGGGCUGCUGGGUCUUACUACAAAGGUGUGGCCUGACUUUGAAGUGCUUCAGUUUGCAGCCUGUACGUCCUGAAUGGUCUCUUAUUGCACAUUGAAGGAUGCAUGAUAUUAAGUGUUUACAAACUUGAAACGACCAUGUAUUAUCCCUCUUAGAGAUCGUCUGUUCUGGCAUAUUUGUACUUAGCACCACGUUGAACAAAACCCGAAGUUCCCAUUUCACCCCCUGCUGUCAUCAAAUCAUGCCAGUCGUGUACAGGUGCGAGGUGGGUGGAUGGGGGAGGGGGGUGUUCUUUCUGGUGUAUUAAUGUCACUGUUUGCUUCAGAGAACCUCUCGGUCUCCCCCGUGCUGUAGAAACGUGUCCCGAGUCGAGCAUUGUGCAGGAGAGCUCUCGCCAUACUUCCAUCCAUCUCCUGGGAUGAACAUCUGUGGAGUUGCAGUAUUCUGUUUGGCAAUUCUUUUGUACAGUUUUAUUAAAAUCAAUUUCCCAUGGAUGUCUGACUUAAUCUGCCGCCACAAACAAUUUAGACUGUAGAUACAGUAUAUAUAGAUAUUAUUGUGCAAUGUAAAAAAAAUAAAUGUAAAACCCAGCA
Molecule: messenger RNA, 7832 nt
Organism: Fundulus heteroclitus (mummichog)
Lineage: Eukaryota; Metazoa; Chordata; Actinopteri; Cyprinodontiformes; Fundulidae
Gene: stxbp5b
Product: syntaxin binding protein 5b (tomosyn)
Exons: 31
Coding region: 194-3859 (1221 amino acids)
Biological process (GO): regulation of protein secretion; regulation of exocytosis
Cellular component (GO): plasma membrane; cytoplasm; SNARE complex
Molecular function (GO): myosin II binding; GTPase activator activity; syntaxin binding
Source: RefSeq, a predicted model, not a curated record